AUGGCAAUCACCGGAAUCAAGUCACGCAAGCACCCGCGUAGCGUGGAUCUCACCAUCUUCACUACGGGAGAUCAGUCACAGAGACGACAAGUUGCGUGCGAGUUGGUCCAAUCCAUCCACGAAACCGGCUUCUGCAGGCUUCCUAAGCACAACAUCUCGAUAGAUACAUUGGAUCGUGUAUUUGGUCAGUGUGACAAAUUCUUCAAGCUUCCCGUAGCUGUUAAGUCCAAGAUUAAACACCCACCACAACAUAACCCGCACCGCAUACAACAGGGCUGGAGUGAAGUCGGCAGAGAGACUGUUUCCACCAUCACGGACCAUGAGAAAGGAGCUAUGCCGGUGACCGACAAGCCAGCUGUUCUCGACAUCAAGGAAGCGUUCGAUAUGGGCAAUCCCCAUGACCCUUUGUUCGAAAACAUGUGGCUGCCAGAAGAGGAUCUUCCGGGCUUCAAAGAUGACAUGGAGCGCUUCUAUGAUGAGUGCAGAAGAGAGCACCUGAUCUUGCUCGAGGCGCUUGAGCUCGGUUGUAGCGCCUUGCUUGGGUUCAACCCCGACUUUAGGCGAUUCUGCCAGGACAGCGUUUCCGAGUGCCGCAUCAACUACUAUCCGGCCACGAAAGCAUCCCUCUUGCGUCCGCCCGGGGGCCACUGCAACCGCAUCUCACCCCACUCCGACUUCGGCACGUUGACCCUGCUGUUCCAGGAUGGCGUUGGGGGCUUGGAGAUUGAGGACCAGAGUGAUCUGGGACAAUUCUUCCCCGUCACUUGCGAUUCCCCCCACGAGCUGCUUGUCAACGCCGGCGAUGUCCUGCAGCGCUGGUCCAACAACUAUUUCCGCUCCGUCAACCACCUCGUUACCCUACCGCCGGCCCUGAAGAAGGAUGACGGUGAAGGCGACCGAGACGAGUUCGUUCCGGAGCGCACGUCCGUCGCCUUCUUUGCAAAGGCUGACCGCGAAGCCAAGGUUGGGUCACUGCCCGGAUUCGAAAACGGCGAGCAUAGGUACGAGCAGAUGACGUCGCUGCAGUACAACCAGAUGAAGCUGAAGCUCACCUACGGGUUUGAAAGUCCAGCCCAGGUGUGA
Colletotrichum destructivum is the source of this 1083-nucleotide messenger RNA. RefSeq names its product Putative oxoglutarate/iron-dependent dioxygenase, non-hem dioxygenase domain-containing protein. The transcript has 4 exons. Lineage: Eukaryota; Fungi; Ascomycota; Sordariomycetes; Glomerellales; Glomerellaceae. Bases 1 to 1083 code for a protein of 360 amino acids. Gene Ontology annotation, molecular function: 2-oxoglutarate-dependent dioxygenase activity. The record is from RefSeq and is a predicted model, not a curated record.